Molecule: messenger RNA, 462 nt
Organism: Pseudomassariella vexata
Lineage: Eukaryota; Fungi; Ascomycota; Sordariomycetes; Amphisphaeriales; Pseudomassariaceae
Exons: 1
Coding region: 1-462 (153 amino acids)
Source: RefSeq, a predicted model, not a curated record
AUGAGUCGGGUUUUGGCUACGGCUGAGAAGUUCAAGUCGGAAACCGGAUCAGGGGUGUUGGAUGAAUCCAAGUCUUUUGGGCUCAAGCAGCUGAAGGAAACUAUCCGCGCUAUCCUCGACGGCGCCAUUGCCCUUGACGAGGCCGAGCCCGAUGAGUCGCUCUUGAGGAACUAUCUGAAUGACACGACGUGGUCCGGUGAACUAUCCGGUACGACGCUGCUGACGGCCACGGCGUACCGCAUGGCGCAGCUCGAACCGCAUGAGUUUGGAUCUCGGUACGUGGACUGGGCAGAUGAGAAGAGGGAUGCUAUUCUUGAGAGGAUAGACGAGGAUGGUUUGUUGUCUCCGGUUAUCAAUCCGUUGAACUGGGGAGAUAGGACGCCAGGGACGGAGUCGCCUGAGGCGCAGAGUUUUGCCAUUUUGAUGUUUGCUGCGUAUCAGGACUACAACGAGGGGUGGUGA